Vitrella brassicaformis is the source of this 1690-nucleotide messenger RNA. The record is from the annotation of a GenBank genome assembly. Lineage: Eukaryota; Vitrellaceae.
CUCACUCUGACCCUUAAGGCAGUCAUUCACAUGUGAUCGAUCGAGCGCUGUAUGCGAUUCGAUUCGAGCAUGCUACAGCCAGCAGCCAAGAUGCCUCAAAAAGAGGACAGAAGAAAGUCAGGUAGCGGACCGACCGACACAUCCAUCCAGCACCACACACACACGCAACAGACAGUAUCGCGACCGCCUGACAGGCUCAGAUGGGCGGGCGGGAGGCGGUAAACAAAAAGACAGAUAGGAUAGGAUAGGACAGCACAGCCAAGACAGACAGACAGGGAGGGGAGAGGAGAGAGAGAGGGGGGGUAGAAAGCAGCCAGGCAGGACGCUGCUGUGUCAGCGGGCAGCCAGUCAGCUUAGGUGAAUGAGGGGAACGGGCGGGCCAGAGGGCGGUAGAACGGACGCUCACCUGACGCACACACACAGACAGAAAUGGGAUGCACACACACGCUCUCCCAUUCCCUCCCUCCCUCCCUCCCUGUUGUUGUCGUGUCGGCUCACCGAUGACUUCAGCGCAUGGGUACGGUCCGCAUCGCGUGAACCUUGCGGAGCCCAAGUCGUCUCUGCCGAUGACGCGGGUCUCCUGAAGCUGUCGCUUCUUCUCCUUCUCGUACUCGACGGCGACGAUCUCCUUGCCGUCGGCGUCGGUGAGGGUGUAGCCAGCCUUGGUGAGGGUGAUGACCAUGUCGCCCUCGAGGUGCAGCUUGUACUCGUCGCCCUCCUUGAGUACAUACGACACCCUAAACAGACCCUCGCUCUCCUCGCCAGUCUGUGUGAACGCGCAAACGCAUCAAUCAAAUUGUGUGCGUAUGCAUGUCUGUGUGUGUGUGUGUGUGUGGCUGUAGGGUUCCGUACCGGGAUGACCAGUGUCUCGAGCUUCUCGAAGUCCCGCAGCGGCUGGCCGUAGAAGUCUGGCAGGGCGAACCUCUCCAAAGCCUCGGCCAUGCCUACAUCCAGACAUGUCAUGCCACAUCCGCACAGAGAGUGCUCUGUCUCGUCUGCAUGCGUGUUGGUGUGUGCGUACGUGCGGGGUGUUUGGUGCCCCUGUCGAUGACGACAGCCUGGCCGUCGACCUUGAUGUCCUUCAUCACCUCCACUCCGGCAAGCACCAGGACGAACACGAUGACCAGGGUGAUGAUCCACCCCACACCCAUGCCGAUCAACGCCCACCGAAGGGUCUUGUUGUGCUUGCGCUCGGACGUCAACUGCACACACACACACACAACACACACACACACACACACACACCAGGUUCCGCGUCAGUGACAGAUCUGAGGCGAGACGGAUUGUCUGUACCUGGCGGGCGGCCUCAGCGACCUCUUCGGCAGUGAAAGUCCCGUCGCCAUUCUUGUCCCACGACUGCAGACACAACACACGACACCAUCAUGUCUCUGUCUCUUGCCUGCCUCCCCAUCUGUGUAUCUCUGUGUGCACCACAACCCCCGCCAGUCUGUCUGCCUGUCUUCCUCCCCGCGCAUGUGACGUGCUGCGCUGUGUUGUGCUGCUGUGCUGACCUUGAGGAGCUGGACAAUCCUGGUGCCGUCGUCGCCAUCGACCCGGGACACAAUGUUGGUGAACUUCUCAGUGCGGCUCUGCGGAACGACUGACAUGCUCAGAUCUGGAUGAGAUGCUAUGCGAUGUGAAGAUUGAGAGAUGCCGGUGGCUGUGGAAGAUGCAGGAGUCGCUGCGGGAG